This is a messenger RNA of Scleropages formosus (Asian bonytongue), 3026 nucleotides long. Its product is annotated as transitional endoplasmic reticulum ATPase-like. Bases 173 to 2593 code for a protein of 806 amino acids. Lineage: Eukaryota; Metazoa; Chordata; Actinopteri; Osteoglossiformes; Osteoglossidae. Gene Ontology annotation, molecular function: ATP hydrolysis activity; ATP binding; polyubiquitin modification-dependent protein binding. Gene Ontology annotation, biological process: retrograde protein transport, ER to cytosol; mitotic spindle disassembly; autophagosome maturation. The transcript is spliced from 17 exons. Gene Ontology annotation, cellular component: cytosol; nucleus; VCP-NPL4-UFD1 AAA ATPase complex. The record is from RefSeq and is a predicted model, not a curated record.
AACUUUGACGCAAGCAAGCGGAAGCGCUUCGGAUUCGGAUCGAAUGGCCAACAGGCAGCCAGUGGGCUAAGCUAACCGUGACAAGGAGGUACUGGGAGAGGGACUGACAAAGAAACACACAGAGAUACACCGCGAUCCAGGUUCACGAAUAGAACACUUGUGUGGAAGCGACAUGGCUUCAGGCGGAGACUCCAAAAAUGACGACCUUGCCACCGCAAUCUUAAAACAGAAGAACAGACCCAACAGACUGAUUGUGGAUGAGUCCAUUAAUGAGGACAACAGUGUGGUGUCACUUUCUCAGGCUAAGAUGGAUGAGUUGCAGCUCUUCAGAGGAGACACGGUCCUGCUGAAAGGCAAGAAGAGGAGGGAGACUGUGUGCAUCGUGCUCUCCGAUGAUACCUGCUCCGAUGAGAAAGUGCGCAUGAACAGGGUUGUCCGCAAUAACCUGAGGGUGCGCCUGGGAGAUGUCAUCAGUAUCCAGCCAUGUCCAGAUGUGAAAUAUGGAAAGCGCAUCCAUGUUUUGCCCAUUGAUGACACCGUGGAGGGCAUCACAGGCAACCUGUUUGAGGUUUAUUUGAAGCCAUACUUCCUGGAAGCCUAUAGGCCCAUCAGGAAAGGAGAUAUUUUCCUGGUCAGAGGAGGGAUGCGUGCUGUGGAAUUCAAAGUGGUGGAGACAGACCCCACCCCGUAUUGUAUAGUUGCUCCUGACACAGUCAUCCACUGUGAAGGAGAGCCGAUCAAACGUGAGGAUGAGGAGGAAUCUCUCAAUGAGGUUGGUUAUGAUGACAUUGGAGGUGUGAGAAAGCAGCUGGCCCAGAUAAAGGAGAUGGUGGAGCUCCCACUCAGACACCCUGCUCUCUUCAAGGCAAUUGGUGUAAAGCCUCCACGUGGCAUUUUGCUGUAUGGACCUCCUGGAACUGGAAAGACCCUGAUUGCUCGGGCUGUUGCCAAUGAAACGGGAGCAUUCUUCUUCCUUAUCAAUGGCCCCGAAAUCAUGAGUAAGCUUGCUGGAGAAUCUGAAAGCAAUUUGCGGAAAGCCUUUGAAGAAGCUGAAAAGAAUGCUCCAGCCAUUAUUUUCAUUGAUGAGCUGGAUGCUAUUGCGCCCAAGAGAGAGAAGACCCAUGGAGAGGUUGAGAGGCGUAUUGUUUCUCAGCUGCUGACUCUCAUGGAUGGACUAAAGCAGAGGGCACAUGUCAUUGUCAUGGCAGCUACCAACAGACCAAACAGCAUUGACCCGGCCCUCAGGCGAUUUGGUCGCUUUGACAGGGAAGUGGAUAUUGGGAUUCCUGAUGCCACUGGGCGACUGGAGAUCCUUCAGAUUCACACCAAGAACAUGAAACUGGCUGAUGAUGUGGACCUUGAGCAGGUUGCCAAUGAAACUCAUGGCCAUGUAGGUGCAGAUCUGGCUGCCCUGUGCUCAGAAGCUGCACUGCAGGCCAUCAGAAAGAAGAUGGACCUCAUUGACCUGGAGGAUGAGACCAUUGAUGCUGAAGUCAUGAACUCUUUGGCUGUCACCAUGGAUGACUUUAGGUGGGCUCUGAGCCAGAGCAAUCCUUCGGCCCUGCGUGAGACUGUAGUGGAAGUGCCUAACAUUACUUGGGAGGACAUUGGUGGACUGGAGGACGUGAAGAGAGAACUGCAGGAGCUUGUUCAAUAUCCUGUUGAGCAUCCUGACAAAUUCUUGAAGUUUGGAAUGACUCCCUCUAAGGGAGUGUUGUUCUAUGGUCCACCGGGUUGUGGUAAAACAUUGCUGGCAAAGGCCAUUGCCAAUGAGUGUCAGGCCAACUUCAUCUCCAUCAAAGGCCCAGAGCUGCUCACUAUGUGGUUUGGAGAGUCUGAGGCUAAUGUCCGAGAGAUCUUUGACAAGGCUCGUCAAGCUGCCCCAUGCGUCCUGUUCUUUGAUGAGCUCGACUCCAUCGCUAAGGCCCGAGGAGGGAACAUUGGGGAUGGGGGUGGAGCGGCAGACAGGGUAAUCAACCAGAUCCUCACGGAGAUGGACGGAAUGUCCAGCAAGAAGAACGUCUUCAUCAUUGGCGCCACCAACAGGCCAGACAUCAUUGACCCUGCUAUCCUCCGACCUGGCCGUCUGGACCAACUUAUCUAUAUCCCCUUGCCAGAUGAGAAGUCUCGAAUUGCCAUCCUUAAAGCAAAUCUCAGAAAAUCUCCCAUCUCAAAGGAUGUGGACUUGGAUUUCCUUGCUAAGAUGACCAAUGGCUUUUCUGGAGCUGACUUGACAGAGAUUUGCCAACGGGCCUGCAAGCUCGCCAUCAGAGAGUCUAUUGAAAACGAGAUCAGGAGGGAGCGUGAGCGGCAGAUAAAUCCCUCGGCAAUGGAAGUUGAAGAAGAUGACCCUGUUCCUGAGAUUCGUAAGGACCACUUUGAGGAAGCUAUGCGCUUUGCACGCCGGUCUGUCAGCGACAACGAUAUCCGAAAAUACGAGAUGUUUGCACAGACCUUACAACAAAGCAGAGGGUUUGGAAGCUUCAGAUUCCCCUCCAGUAACCAAAGUGGUGCUGGUCCAAGCCAGGGCUCAGGAGGGACCGGUGGUGGCAGUGUCUUCAACGAGGACAAUGACGAUGACCUCUAUGGUUAAACUCAACUGCACGGUGGACCAAAUCAAUCCAUCCAACCAGCCCAUGUUGUAAAAACAAUUGAUAAAUUCCAAGUUUCUAAGACUAUAUGCUUCUUUGUUCUUUUUUUGGGGGGAAAAAUACCAAAUCUGUCUGCCCACAGCUAUGGGAGAGAGCAUGUAGCUUAUUGUCUUUUUCCUGGUUUAUGAAAGGAAAUUUAUUCCAGAACCUGUUGUUUCAUAAGAGGGGAAACAUGGCUAUGAGAAUGAACUGUCACUAUUGUGGGACUACUGUCCACUUCAUACUUUAUAGCCUUCCAUUUUGAGCCACUGCAAUGGAUAUUCUGCAAGGAAGAACAAAUGGCAUUGGUAAUUGCUUCAUUUUUUAUGAGCGUAGCAUCUACAGUAUGUAUUACACAUUUUAAAAUGUUAUAAACUAAAUAAAAUUCUACAAAAU